AUGCAAAAAGAGAACCUCUCUAUAAUAGAAAUGUGGAAAAAAAAUCGUUUUGAAGAACGGAGGAUUGAGAUUGUCCAAUACAAAAACCGACCUUUUAUUCAAAUUGAUAAGCGUCCACGAAUUGAUCUAACUAAAGCCAUUGUUAGUAGGACAAUAGAAAUGGAAAUACCAAUAGAAGAAAGUAAGAAAUCACUUUGUUUUGAAGUUGUUUAUGAUAAACAAUUUGUCUUUUUUUGUAAAGACGAUGAUAUGGUUAGAUAUUGGGUAAAUAAAAUGGCAUUAGUUUCAAAGACAUUUGGAGUAUUUGGAUAUCCGUUAUCAUGUGCAGUAAAAAAGUCGUCAUGGCGUUUUCCUAUUCCAGUAUUUAGAUCUUUACAAUAUUUAUUAACACAUGAAGGAAAAGAGUUAGAAGGAAUAUUUAGAACUAAUGCAUCUCAUGUAUCGUUGUCAAGAAUUAAAACAAUAUUAGAUUGUGAUCAAGAUGUUGAUAUGGAAUCAUUUGAUGAUUGUAGAGUUGCAGCAGCAAUAUUAAAAGACUACCUUCGACAACUACCAGAACCAUUAAUCCCAUUUGAAUAUUACAAACAAUUUAUUGAAUUACCACUAAAAACCACUGACCCAAAGUUGUUUAUGGAAAGUCUUCCUAAAAUGAAUCAAGACACACUAUGGUAUUUAUGUAGUUUUUUAUAUGAAAUUCAGUUAAACGAAGAAAAAACAAGAAUGAAUGCAUCAAAUUUAGCCACGUGCAUUGGACUAACUGUUUGUAGACCACCACCAUUUGAAGGUGUUGAUGAAUUAAUUCAUACAAAAAAUGCCAUAUCUGCUUUUGAGUUUGUAUUAAAUAAUUACGAACCAUUAUUUUUUUCUAUUAAACAACGUAAUGAAAAAGAAGGAUUAAUACCACCUGAAUAUCCAUGUGUUAUUCCCCACCAAAAAAUACCAUUUUGUAGAUUAACUAGUAUGAUCAAAACUACUAUUAAAAAAGAUUCAGAUUUACCUCAAGCAACACCUCAAGUAAGAACAAAAGCAAAACUUAGUAAAUGCAACAGUGAAACAAACUUGACUCCAGCACUUGGUAUAGACAAAAAUAAAAAUAUUAAAGUUCCUGAAGUACCUUCAAGUCCUAAAGAAGAAUUAAAUAUCGAAAAAUUAGACGAAGGAACAGAAAAAGAAAAGGAAUUAGAGCAUUGUGAAUCACCAAUCAGUGAUGGAACAACACCAAAAAUUAAAAAAGAAAAAAAAGAAAAGAAGGGAAGAAAAGGAAGUAUUGAAGGAAAUAUUAAUACAUUAAUUGCUAAAGGUUGGUCUAAAAUGAAAUUUGAAAGAAAAACAAAUACAAUAUCUUCUUCUACCACAACUGAAUCAAAAGAAGAUAAAAAGAAAGAUGAAAGUAAAGAAAAAGAUACAAAACCUCCAAGAAGUCCAAGAGGAUCUUUAUUACCUUCUACUUUUAAAAAACUUUCUCAAGAAAAGGAACAUAAACGAAAUGAAACUACGGAAUUAACAGAUGAACAAAUACUUACACAACAUAUAACGGAAGUGCAAAUAAAUCUUAUUGAAGAUUUAAAAAAAGAAUUAGUUAAAUUAAACGAUGAGUUAAAUAAAGUUAAAGCAGAAAGAGAUUAUCUUAAAAAAAAAUAUGAACCAGAAAGUUUUAUUGAAACUAACAAAUAUGGAAUUACUACUGAUAAUCAAUUUUCGUUUACUCAAACUCAAUUUACUGAAGAAAAACAUGAAGACAUUCAUGUUCCAUCUUUCAGUGAUUAUGGACAUAAUGAAAAACAUAAUGAAAUAAAAGAUAGCAGUGAAAAUACUGUAGAAAAUAAAGAAGAAAAGAAUGAAGAAAAUAAAGAAGAAAAGAUUAAAGAAGAAAAGAAUGAAGAAUCUCCUUUAUUAAAAGAAAAAAAUGUAAUUAUUGAAAGCGAUAUUGAGUCACAUGAAAUUGAAAAAAAGGAAGAAGAACCAAAAGUAAUAUUAUCUAAUUCAGGAUCUACACAUCUUUCAGAUGAAGAUUCUGAAAUAUCAAAUAAUGAAGUUAAAAUAAAUAAUGAAUAG
Entamoeba nuttalli P19 is the source of this 2055-nucleotide messenger RNA. Its product is annotated as Rho GTPase activating protein, putative. Gene Ontology annotation, cellular component: cytoplasm. Lineage: Eukaryota; Evosea; Mastigamoebida; Endamoebidae. The record is from RefSeq and is a predicted model, not a curated record. The coding region runs from base 1 to 2055 and encodes 684 amino acids. The transcript has a single exon. Gene Ontology annotation, biological process: regulation of GTPase activity; signal transduction.